AUGAAACUGGAAAUACACAGUAAUCGAGGCACUGAAAAAAAUCAAAGAUGCAUCAGUCAAGGAUUUCUCAAUUUCAUCAUAUCAAAUUAUUCUGAACGUCUUCUUCCUCCAGCGAAAUUCCUUCCUCUUCAACCUUUGAUAAGUGAAACUGGUUUAAUUUUCCUAUUAAACCGUCUUCCAUUGAGCUUGAGACUGACGGGAAAUGGAAUCCUCACACCUCAAGAGCUCUACCCUUUCAAAUCUGAAAAUCAAACAAAGAAACCAAGCAGCACAAGAGACCCACCGAAAGGAAAGGAAGUAAAAAAGAGACGCACCACCUUAAAAAAACCCUAA
This is a messenger RNA of Striga asiatica, 333 nucleotides long. Lineage: Eukaryota; Viridiplantae; Streptophyta; Magnoliopsida; Lamiales; Orobanchaceae. The record is from the annotation of a GenBank genome assembly.